UUCAUCGACAGCAAGAAAACCAAACUCACUCAGCCCCUUGACUGUCACCUUCUGCAGACUUCCGAGCAUCGGAGCUCUGCGACUACGGACGGACAGUGUCGUUUUCAUUUCUUAUCACCGGCUGAUCUCUUACAACUCUUUGUCGAUUCCGCGAGAUCUUUGUCUUGGCGGUUCUUCGCUCAUUCGUUACAAUGACUAGAGUUUAUAUUGGUAAUCUGGAUCCACGCGUUACAGAGAGGGAUCUCGAAGAUGAAUUUCGAAUGUUCGGUGUUCUUAGGAGUGUUUGGGUUGCUAGAAGGCCUCCAGGAUAUGCGUUUAUUGAGUUUGAUGAUCGCAGGGAUGCUCUAGAUGCAAUACAAGCUUUGGAUGGAAAAAAUGGUUGGCGUGUGGAGCUUUCUCACAACUCUAAAGGUGGGGGAGGAGGUGGUGGUCGUCGUGGCCGUGGUGCUGGCGGUGGUGGUGGUGGUGGUGGUGAUGAUUUGAAAUGUUAUGAAUGUGGUGAGCCUGGACAUUUUGCUCGUGAAUGCCGUUCACGUGGGGGCUCACGAGGUGUAGGAGGUGGUCUGCGUCGUAGUCCUUCUCCUCGGCGUCGUCGGAGUCCAAGCUAUGAAAGAUAUGGCCGCAGGAGUAACAGUCCUCGUGGUAAAAGAUCCCCACGACGUCGCAGCAUUACACCUCCUAAGCGCGGUCGUAGCUACAGCAGAUCUCCUCCAUACCGUCAUGCUCGUCGUGCUUCGCCUUAUGCUAAUGGAGAUUGAUGCUGGAAACAAGGCUGGAUGUUGUGCUGGUAGAACUUAGAUGAUGGUGUUUCUGCUAUACUGUAGUUCUAAUAGGGAAUUGUGGAGUGAACCGGAAUCAUGUAGUUAAGUUCGUCUGACAAUUGGUUCUCUUUGAAACCUGGAUUUGGAUGGGUGUCUACGAAGUGUUUUAAGCCAUGAAAUGGGUUUCUGUCUGGCACCAUUUUGUGUUGGCUCUCUUCCGCCCCGCUGAAACUCGGAGGUUUCUUUCUUGCUUUCAAAAUUAUAUCUACUACCUAGAGUUCUUAUAUUAUAUAUACCUUUCUAUCUAUUUAUCAAUAUUUCUUUUUCAUUGGACGAUCCUAAA
Molecule: messenger RNA, 1104 nt
Organism: Cucumis melo (muskmelon)
Lineage: Eukaryota; Viridiplantae; Streptophyta; Magnoliopsida; Cucurbitales; Cucurbitaceae
Product: serine/arginine-rich splicing factor RSZ21
Exons: 6
Coding region: 192-758 (188 amino acids)
Biological process (GO): mRNA splicing, via spliceosome
Cellular component (GO): nuclear speck
Molecular function (GO): zinc ion binding; RNA binding
Source: RefSeq, a predicted model, not a curated record